Molecule: messenger RNA, 1494 nt
Organism: Penicillium alfredii
Lineage: Eukaryota; Fungi; Ascomycota; Eurotiomycetes; Eurotiales; Aspergillaceae
Exons: 7
Coding region: 1-1494 (497 amino acids)
Source: RefSeq, a predicted model, not a curated record
AUGGCCCACCAACCCGCAAUCAACUACUGGCAGUGGAUCUACUCUGGAGAUGCCGAACCAUUGCCGUCUAGUGAAGGACAGGCGCCGGUCCGCGCGCUUGAUCAGACCGCGUUCUUGAACGAGGACGAAUUCAUGUACUUUGACGAACCAAGAUUCAUGCCCAAAGUCGAACAAUACCUGGCAGUCGAUGGCCAGGAAGUCUUGCGCAAAACCUUAGCAGAGAAAUUCUGCAUUCCCGAGUUCUUCUUUGAGAGACUCGGCUGGAAUGCCAACGGCAUGUUUGGCAGCGCUCAGAACCCAUCGCCGAGUACAACGGAAAAGAGCUUUGGGACCUACUCUCGGUUUCUAUCUAAGAAAGUCAAAGAGUUUCAGGAAGUGCAUGAGAGCACAUCGAGGGGACCGGCUAGAUCUGUGAAAGACCCCAAGCAUGGCAAACGGUCCACGCAAAGAACAGACAUGGAGAUCCCAGCCGCAAGCCCGGCAGCAGCCAGACAUAAUCUACAUGACAGGCAGACUUUUGUGGCUGAUUACGAAUGGAACUAUAUGGGAUUCUGUACACUGUGGCGAUCUCCUCACACCAAGUCCCAGGCCGAGUCUGCAGACGAGACCGUCUUGCUUCUCUGCUUCGACCUCGACACAGCCGGCAGAAACCGGCUGCGGUGCAUUUUAGAUAGCGCCAAUCUAACGGGCUGGCGAGAGGACCCGUUCUGGGUUCUUCAGUCUGUUCUUACAUUUGUCAUGAACCGGUUCGAGGAAGAUUUGUGGACAUUUCGGGACCCGGUUCGAUUCAUUGAAAAGACUCGUGGAAAUGGUGAAGUCGGCGCCUCGGCAGACGAAGGAGACGAUGCAUUUCAUGAUCUACGGAAGCGAUAUGCGCAGCUGCAUGAACUCUCGCGCCAUGUGAUUCACAUCUCCGAAACCAUGGAUGCAUCUACUAACGCCAUGGAGGCCAUCGUGCGAGACCAUACGCGGUGGCUUUCAUCCAUGCCUUCAAUCGCCUCCGAACAGGUGAUCAAAGCGCUGCUGUUCCGCGAGAAUAUCAUCUCCAACUUGAAUUUCCGUGCCAAGGCCUUUGUGGAUCGAAUGAACAACGAGAUCAAGUGUACCUCCAACUUCCUGGCUGUCGCCGAAAGCGCCACCUCCAGACAGAUCCUGAAUCAGACGCGAGGCGAGGGUAAAGUCCUGGCAGAUACCGUGUCAGCCUUAACGCUGCUGUUCUUACCGGGCACUUUCAUCUCGGGCUUCUUCGGCAUGAAUUUCUUUAACCUCGAAAAGAACGAUACCACCAAAGCCAUCGAGUUUACGACUCACCCUAAGAUUUGGAUCUUUUUUGUCUGCGCCAUCCCCAUCACGACCUUUGGCUUCCUUAUUUACAUGUCGGGCUUUGAUGUCCGCGAGUGGAUCCGGGACACUAGGGCGCUGGGACAGGGUCUUAUUGACCGUUGUCGGCCGUCGAGAGAUCCUGAUGAAGAAGCUAAUGCGAAGAAUAUUUGA